Molecule: messenger RNA, 1387 nt
Organism: Silurus meridionalis
Lineage: Eukaryota; Metazoa; Chordata; Actinopteri; Siluriformes; Siluridae
Exons: 4
Coding region: 319-888 (189 amino acids)
Source: RefSeq, a predicted model, not a curated record
AGAGAGAGAGAGAGAGAGAGAGAGAGAGAGAGAGUGAGAAGGAGAGUUGCACAUAGUUUAAAAAGUGUGAAUUCUCUCUCUGUCCCAAAUAAAAACAAGUGGGACGAAACUUGGAUAGGUCUACCUAUAAACACUGAUACUCAGAAGAGAGGGAAGGGGAGGAACAACCAAUAGAUAGAAAAGGAUUAUGAAAAAGAAAAAGGAAAGCAGGAGCGAGUAAAACAAAAACAUCUGUUAGUACAUAAAAAGUUCUUGCAACAGGUGUAAGACAACCAGCAUAAGAAUACCAUCACCUGCUAAAAGUGCCUCUGAGCAGUCAUGCCCAUUCCCAUGGCAACAAGGACAGUAAUGAUGCUGGUUGUCAUUUUGAUGUUUUUGGCUUCGUCACGUGCUAUGAGCAACGAGCUGGAAGAUCAUAGCACCUGGAACUAUAGAGAAGGAGUGGAGCAUGUGAAUGUGGCUAAUGUUCGGAGUGUGACGAGAGUGCUGGACACAUGGGGCAAGCGCAUCUUUAACGAGAUCAAGACGCUGCUGCACUCCCAGCCCAAUACUCUCCUGCCUGACUACUCAAGAGUACGUCCUCUCUCUGAGUCCCUCAACGAUCUCUUCAGAGAAGUCUCCCACUUACAAAGGCGCAUCACAGACCUCAACAAUCGCCUAGCAACCUUGGAGCCCUUUCUCCGUCGUCAUGGCUACUACAAGGAAGACAAGGAAGCCACCAGAGGAGCCCCCCAGAGCCUAAAAGGUGUAGGCACAAGUCUGGCACAGUACCCACCACGGAACAGGGUCCGAGUGGCCCGGCCAGUGAACAGGGUGGUUCAAACCAGGAGAGUGAGGCUGUACAAGGAUGAAAACGGCAAGGUCAAAGUGCGGGAGAUAGAAAGAUAGACAGAAAGGAAAGGCCGACAUGCAUUAUAGACAAAGAUAUUCAUAUUUUAGAACAAUAUAAAUAAUAUGCAAAUAUUAUUAAUAAUGUAUGGAAUAUAAUCAGUAAGCUGUCUGUGUUGAGUUGUUAACCUUGUAUUAAGCUCAUAUAAUGAGUCACGUACAUCAUAUAAAUUAUACAGGAAUAUGUUCUCUCUGCUGGCUGUGCUAGUGUAUGCUGAGAUCUCAAAGGUCCAAUCAGAGUUCUCUGGCAGAGGAAACUUUAAGCGGCUUUUACUGGACUGUAGCUAACACCUCCAGCAUAAAAAACCUUGCCUACCCAUUAACAGUCCCCUGGUGAUUUCACUUUUUGGCCAAGUUAAGCUUAGUCUCAAAAACCUCAAAGAUAUACUUUUCAUUGGUAAGUUAGUUUGGACUUCUGGGAAGAGGACUCAUGCUAACCCCCAGGUGUCAGAGCUUUAGCUGAGUAAUCUGCUUUUCAAUAAACAUGUCCUGAAACUCA